AUGAACAACAUCGAGACCCAUGCCAAGCCCGCAAUCUCUAAAGAGGUGGCUGCGUUGCACCCGAAGGGUUCCGAACCAUACAAACAAAUGGUCAACGAGCAAUGGGAACUCAUGGAGGGACGUAUAACGAAGAUCAUCACCGCCUACACCGAGGAAGAGAUGCAGGAGCUGUGGUCCGAAUUUAAAAGGGAGUACUCCCGCUUCAGGAAAUUCAUCACGUAUAUGACUACAGAGUGGUUCCCAUCCUGUCCCAGGCAAUUCUUACGCUGCUACACCAAACAAUAUUUUCAUAUUGAUGAAACCGCUACCUCUCGGGUCGAAGGGGCGCAUUGGACCCUCAAGAGAGACCCCCAGGUCGCAAACAAGGACCUUUUUGACGUUGUUCGUCGGUUUCAGGCUGCCAUUGAGGCGCAAGUUGAUAAGAUUCGGUCCCAGGUUGCCAAGCAAAAGGGUCGGAAACAGUCUGGACUUCACCCGGUCUUCGGAGGGGUCCUCGGUGUUAUCUCCGAAGAAGCCAUUCGCCGGACACAAAAGAUUUUCAAUACCUAUCUAGGUACAGAGAAUCCUCAGGCAAUCUCACCAGAUUGCUCCGGGCUAUCAAAGGAGACGCGGGGUAUCCCGUGUAUCCACACCAUCCACAAGGCCUGGGACAUAGGUGGGGCUCUCUCCAAGACCGAUUUCCACCGCCAUUGGCACAAUGACCCAAGCAGAGAUGGCGCGGAUUCCGACCCAAAACCCCAGUAUUCCAAGACUUCCGAACCCGAAUCCGACGAUUUCCCGAACCGAAGACCCACAGUGCCGACUGUGUUGACGAAUCAGAAUGGCUCCUCCUAA
This is a messenger RNA of Penicillium bovifimosum, 834 nucleotides long. RefSeq lists its product as uncharacterized. Bases 1 to 834 code for a protein of 277 amino acids. The transcript has 2 exons. Lineage: Eukaryota; Fungi; Ascomycota; Eurotiomycetes; Eurotiales; Aspergillaceae. The record is from RefSeq and is a predicted model, not a curated record.